Messenger RNA from Salvelinus fontinalis (brook trout), 2354 nucleotides. RefSeq names its product S-adenosylhomocysteine hydrolase-like protein 1. The record is from RefSeq and is a predicted model, not a curated record. Gene Ontology annotation, cellular component: cytosol. Gene Ontology annotation, biological process: L-methionine cycle. The transcript has 17 exons. The coding region runs from base 23 to 1756 and encodes 577 amino acids. Lineage: Eukaryota; Metazoa; Chordata; Actinopteri; Salmoniformes; Salmonidae.
UCCCCACAACACCAGUCCAGUUAUGGCCGAGAAAACUGAACAGACUAAUGCCCCUUCUCCAGAUAAAGACCUAACCUUACCGGUCAUGUUUCCCGAACUGCAAACCGAAGUUGAAGAUGGUGCUACUACCUUCUCAUCGUCGACAUGCAACCCCAACCUGUGGAAGAUGUUGCAUGCAGCCGAGACCAGAUGGAGCGAGCAGUCUCAACCAUCCAACGGAAACGGGGCCGAGGUGUCCGUUGGGGCGGGAGAGACAGUGAUCGAAGCGUUAAAUAUGGAGAGGCAAAUCCAGUUUGCUGAUCAAAAGCAGGAGUUUAACAAACGUCUCACUAAGACCGGUCGUCACUCCCUGUCCCGCUCCCUCUCCCAUUCCUCCACAGACAGCUACAGCUCAGCUGCGUCGUACACAGACAGUUCAGAGGAUGAGAUGUCUCCUAGAGACAGGCAGCAGAGGAGCUCUAAGGGACAUCAAGACUUCUGCAUCAAGAACAUCAAACAGGCCGACUUCGGACGCAGGGAGAUCGAGAUUGCUGAACAAGAGAUGCCAGCUCUGAUGGCCCUGAGAAAGAGAUCAGGGGGAGAGAAACCGCUGGUUGGAGCUAAAGUAGUGGGCUGUACUCACAUCACCGCUCAGACCGCUGUCUUGAUGGAGACUCUGUCUGCGUUGGGGGCUCAGUGUCGCUGGGCAGCCUGUAACAUCUACUCCACCCAGAACGCUGUGGCUGCAGCUCUGGCUGAGGGAGGCUUCUCUGUGUUUGCAUGGAAGGGGGAGUCGGAGGAUGACUUCUGGUGGUGUAUUGACCGCUGUGUCAGCCUGGAGGCCUGGCAGCCCAAUAUGAUCCUGGAUGACGGGGGAGACCUGACCCACUGGAUCUUUAAGAAAUACCCCAACAUGUUCAAGAUGAUCAAGGGGAUCGUGGAAGAGAGUGUCACAGGGGUUCACAGGCUGUACCAGCUGUCCAAGGCAGGGAGACUGUGUAUCCCUGCUAUGAACGUCAAUGACUCCAUUACUAAACAGAAGUUUGACAACCUCUACUGCUGCAGGGAGUCCAUACUGGAUGGGUUGAAACGCUCUACAGAUGUGAUGUUCGGGGGAAAGCAGGUGGUGGUGUGUGGCUAUGGAGAGGUUGGUAAAGGUUGCUCUGCCGCUCUGAAGGCCAUGGGCUCAGUAGUGAACGUCACAGAGGUGGACCCCAUAUGUGCCCUGCAGGCCUGCAUGGAUGGCUUCAGACUGGUCAAGCUCAAUGAGGUCAUCAGACAGGUGGACCUGGUCAUCACCUGCACAGGCAACAAGAAUGUGGUAGCAAGAGAGUACCUGGACAGGAUGAAGAACGGCUGCAUUGUCUGUAACAUGGGACACUCCAACACUGAGAUAGACGUGGUGAGUCUGCGGACCCCAGAGUUGACCUGGGAGAAAGUGAGAUCACAGGUGGACCAUGUCAUCUGGCCCGAUGGCAAGAGAAUAAUCUUACUGGCUGAAGGUCGUCUGUUGAAUCUGAGCUGCUCCACGGUGCCCACCUUCGUCCUCUCCAUCACCGCCACCACACAGGCACUGGCUCUGAUAGAGCUUUACAACGCCCCAGAGGGACGAUACAAACAAGACGUCUACCUUCUGCCCAAAAAGAUGGAUGAGUUUGUGGCCAGUCUCCACCUGCCAACGUUUGAUGCCCACCUCACAGAGCUGACUGAUGAGCAGGGCAAAUACCUGGGCCUCAGCAAGACCGGACCCUUUAAACCUAACUACUACAGAUACUAAUCUAUGGUAGUGAAGACCAAAGAUGUACCAUAGCAUCCCAAAGACAUAUGUGGCUCAGAGGGAGGGAGGACCAGGAGACCUGGCUCAGAUUUGUGUUUGUGGGGGAACUAUAGCCCAGCACUGACGGGUAACACCACAACCAUGAUGUCUGACUGACCUUUAACCCCUGUCCUCUGACCUCUGCUGAGCCAUCUGACCUCACUGGAGGGCCGUCGUUGGUCUGAGAGAAUUGAUAUGCUGAGAAGCUCUUUUUUUAUGUACAUACUGUAUUAUUGUGAACAGAAGCAGAAAUGAUCAUUUCCCACCGGAUUCAUAUCCCAAGGCCAGACUCAGUUGCCGGGUUUGAGUUUUUUAUUUUCCAUUAUUUUUAUCUGUUGUCUGAAGUGGCGGGGUUUGGGGGAGGUGUAUGUUAUUUAGCAGAAUCUUACAUAUAAUAUCAAGUUGUAAUAGAGGAGCACAGAUUAUCUAAUAAAAAUAAAAAUAAAUCUUAUUUUCAAUCUUUCCAAAGAUAUCUAAAUAAUGUUUAAACUUUCUGAAUGAAAACAAAGCAGAUAAGUAAUAACAAAUAGGUUAAAGAUUAAUAAAAUGUUAAAUUUUA